Molecule: messenger RNA, 603 nt
Organism: Parnassius apollo (apollo)
Lineage: Eukaryota; Metazoa; Arthropoda; Insecta; Lepidoptera; Papilionidae
Source: the annotation of a GenBank genome assembly
AUGAAAAAUUUAAGUAUUCCCGAAGUUAAAAUUAAAAUUAAAAACUUGAGAACAACUUAUUUACAACAAGUGCAAAAAAUACUCCAGAAGUCAAGUCCUGAUAGCAUUUAUGAACCCUCUUUAAUUUGGUUUCAUGAAAUGGAUCGAUGUAUGAAACAUGUUCCCACAAACCGAAAUUCUCUAUAUAAUAAUACCCAAGAAACAUCUGAAGUUGAUUCAUCAUGCCAAAUUUGGGUAGAUCAAGAGCUUGAAAAUAGGAACAUUGAAGAAACAUAUCCUGAUCCUCUAAAUGCCCAAACUGAUACUGAAUAUGACUCCUCAAAACCUGAUGAUUCCAUCUCAUAUAUAAAAGUUGAAAAAGACCGCACACCACCUACCUAUAAAAAAUUAAAAAAGAAGAAAAUAAAGCACCGGGUUUCUGAACAAGAUUACUCCACAGAUUCAACUACAGAAUCGGUUGCUAUGGAGGAUGAAUUUGAUAUUUAUGGGAAAUAUAUUGCUGCACAACUGAGGAAAAUGAAUUUACAUAAAGCUUUGAGACUUCAGUUGGAGAUUCAAAGCUUAGUGAGUGAAGCAAGGAUUUCAGAUAUAACCAGUGACUAA